AUGGAGGGUGUUGAGACUGUGGAUGUGAGCUGGCUUCACCAUUCACAGAAAGACCAUAUUUCUCGCUGCAAGUCAGCAUCAUCCCAAAUCAGCGAUAAAUCCAUCCCCGAUGCCGAGCGCAUCACUUCGCAACCAUGCAACGCACAGUGUACCACUUCCCUCAACACGAACGCCCCGCCACCCCCGCGAGAGCCCUUUCCUUCGGCCCCCGAUACCCUUGGGAACAAAUCGGGUGUGAGCGACCGAGUUGGAUGUGAAAAUGGCAAUGCGAAAGACGAAAAGAGCGCGGAGGCAAAGGCAUCUGAAUCGUCACAGACACCCCAAAAAAGUGCACCGCGCUCGAUCACAGGCAGGCGAAACUCAUGGAUUUCAAGCAUAAGCUCCAAGUUCUCCUCAGGAUCGACACCCCCUUCACAGCCGUCCAUGAAGCAGCCAAGUCCCAAGGCUGUAUCGCCAAUCUCGAAAAUGGACACGCAUAACCCGUUUGGAGCGGCGUAUUUCCCCAAGGACAAGGAAGACGAGAAGAGAGAUGAACCCACUCCGCUCGUCUCUACCUCUCCCAAGGGCCCGUCCUUUCUCCAAAGUGCUUUCCGAAAAUUCUCCUCCUCUUCCUCUGGUAAGCCGGUGCCGAACAGAGGCAUCUGCGAGCGUCGCGUCAUGAAUAUCGAUCGUGAGCGGGAUAGAUGUAGGAUCCCGGAUCUGGACCAGAAGAAAAUGAGGCGUGUAGCAUUCUGUGUCGACGUUGAGAUUGCAGGCAUAUCUCGGCGCGGUUCUGAUGAGGAGGGCUCGCCUGGUAGCAGCAAGCGACAUGAUGCCGCGGAACCGAACUGUCAGAAAGUUAAAAGAUCAAACUCCAAGUCGAAGAACAGAGAGGAAGCUGGUACUCCGAAGAACCAGCAACCCGUCACUGAUGACAAGGGAAGACAUGAGCAGGACAACAGUGCUCCCACACAAACAGCCAGCUCAUCGGCGACACAUUCGAAAGAAACUAAAUCGAAUGGGGAAACCAAGGAACCGACAAGGAAACAAGAGAAGAAGAAGCGGUCGGAAGAGGAAAGAAGAGAAAGAAAAGAGAGGAAACGGAGGCAGGCAGAGGCAAAUGGGACUGUUCCUAUGCAGCUGAGUACUGAAGAUCUGGAGGAUGAUCCUCGAGCUGUCGCCUCGGGAAAUGCUCGGUCUAAAACACAAAGCCACCCAACGACGGAUCCGGUCCGCAUCUAUCGGCGUUGUUGUCAGUUACGAGAAACGCCUGUGCUGAAGAAGGUGGUAGAUGAGAUCUCCUCGCCUUCCUCGACCCUCGCCGAGUCUCCUGGCACCGUUGCCGUCCUUGACCUCACCAACUUCCCAAUGACUCCCGAGGACACCGCCACGUUCUGCGAUUGGCUUGCUAUCGUGCCUGUUCGGAAGCUGAUUUUGGAGAAAUGUGCGCUUAACGACACAUCGGUGCGGACAAUACUUGCCGCCUUGCUUUCCACCAAGACCGUUGAACAGAUGAGGCAAAGGCGCAGAAGAUCCAGGAAGUCCGAUAUUCAGUCCAUCAGCAAAGAGGAUCGGUUCUGUGUUGUAGAGAAGCUGUCUCUGAAGGACAACCCUAGGAUUGGGCCCGAAGGCUGGCGUCAUAUCAGCCUGUUCAUUCAUCUCGCGAAAUCGCUGAAAGCCAUUGACCUUUCUGGCAUUCCACUUCCUAAAAUCCCUAUCCCAGCCAUUGAUCUCGGUACACCGAUACCGCAGACUCCGAACCCUACCACCAAGUCCGUCGCCGACGCAACAGCCAUCUUUGCGAAUUCGCUUGCCCAGCGAUUCGGUGGGGAUUAUCUGGAAGAGCUAUUGCUCAGCGAGUGUGAUCCCACAACAGAAGAUGUCGAGAAAAUCUGCGAGGCAGCAACGACACUUGGUCUAAGAAGACUUGGCCUCGCCAACAAUAAUCUUUCCCGAGAAGGCCUGCAACAUGUCGUUCGCUAUCUAGAAUUCGGGAAAUGUGAGGGACUUGAUUUAGGUGGAAAUCCAAUCUCCGAGCAUCUGGACCUGAUUACAUCCGCUCUUGAGGCAGACUUCCCGCUCUAUGCGCUGAGUCUUGCAGACUGCUCAUUGACCCCAUCGAUAAUUCACCCUCUGCUUCAACGCUUGACAUGCCUCUACAAUCUCCGAUUCAUCGACUUUUCUCAUAACCCAGACCUCUUCUCCAGCAAGCCGGAUGCUCUGGCAACCUUCCGACGCUUCCUUCCCAAGAUGGCAUAUCUGAAACGCAUUCAUUUGGCUGAUGUCAAUCUUGCGGCAGACCAUGCCAUCGCCCUCGCCGAAAUCCUGCCAGAGUGCCCAAGCCUCUGCCACCUUAACAUCCUAGAGAAUCCUGCCAUCACCAGACUCGCCGCUGCGACUGACCCUGCCACUCAGGAGGAGGCCUGUGCCGUAUAUGCAUCGUUGAUGGCGGCAGUACGCGUAUCUCGUACGAUCAUUGCAGUUGAUAUCGAAGUGCCGACGGCGGAAAAUAACGAAGUCGUGAAAGCUCUGGGCUCGCAAAUCGUGGCGUAUUGUCUUCAGAAUCUGGAACGAGGCGCUAUCGAAGAGGAGCUCUCGGAUCCGACAGACACCUCGGUUGUGCGUGACACUGUUCCAGUACCUGAAAUCCUACAACACCUCGUUGGAAGUACUGGUGGUGACGAGAUUUGCGAGGACGACGUUGAACCUGCUCCCGACGAAGACUAUGUCAUUGGAGGCACGGGUGUGGUCAAGGCUCUAGAAGUCUGUCUCGGCACCUUGCAUCAUCGCGACAUGCUUGGAGACCAGUCUGGUCCACCCAGUGGGACCACUACCCCUCGGCAACGGAAAUCAAGGUCGUUUGUGCCUAAACGACCCCGGGACAUGUCGAAGAAUCUGCUUUAUUCUGCCCGGAAUAUUCGUAUUCGGAUCCAAUCGGCUCUGGUUCGUGAAGAUAGAGCUGGAAAUGACGCGAACUACCGCCGACUCCAAUUCCUUGACUUUACCUUGCAGCGAAUGAUUCAGCGCUUCGAAGACGAAUAUCCUGAAACUUGCGUCAAGCCGCCCUCUGUGACAUCCGCGAUCCAAGAGACCAGCUCGCAGAAUUCCGGCGACGAUGUAGGCGGGGCGCCUAGUGGUAACGGCCAGCUGUUCGGCAUGAACAUCGAUGAGAAUGCCAUCGAUGACGAGGAAACCGAUCAAUUUGCGCUGCGCCUGUCUCGUGCCAGCUCCAUUACCUCACUCCAUUCUCGCGCGAUGACCUCGGAAGAAGGCCACGUUCACCGUCUUGGUCAGAAUCUUCGCCGUGACUUCCUUUCACCCUCGCUGGGCCAAGUGGACGAUGAUGGGUCGGCAACCCCUCUCGACGACUCUCAUCUGGCUGCCCUGCGCGACAAACUCGACCGUCUGCAUGUUGAGCAAACGCGUUCUCACUUCGAGGGUGCGAAUGCCGACAAGGCCUUCGAGGAGCUGGGAUCCACCGUUGAAGAACUUUGGGCCAUCCAAACACAGGACACGGAGGCAUUUGAGCGAUUCCGCCAGAGUCAGAUUGCUGCUCAGAUCAACAGCGGCAAGCGAAAUGCCUCCCUGAUGCCUGCGAAUGGCAGAGAGACCAAGCCAACCAGUAAUUGA
This is a messenger RNA of Aspergillus clavatus NRRL 1, 3609 nucleotides long. RefSeq names its product putative cell wall biogenesis protein Mhp1. The record is from RefSeq and is a predicted model, not a curated record. NCBI's taxonomy places the organism in Eukaryota, Fungi, Ascomycota, Eurotiomycetes, Eurotiales, Aspergillaceae. The transcript is spliced from 3 exons. The coding region runs from base 1 to 3609 and encodes 1202 amino acids.